Podospora anserina S mat+ is the source of this 1527-nucleotide messenger RNA. RefSeq lists its product as uncharacterized. The transcript has a single exon. Lineage: Eukaryota; Fungi; Ascomycota; Sordariomycetes; Sordariales; Podosporaceae. Bases 1 to 1527 code for a protein of 508 amino acids. The record is from RefSeq and is a predicted model, not a curated record.
AUGCUACCGCGAAGGAACUCAAACCACCAGCGACCGGUGCUCUCUCAGCAAUUAGACCUCACGGGACAGUCUGGCCUGCCGUCUGGUUUCAGGUUUCGUUCCCUACCAGUUGAGUUGAGAUUGCAGGUUUAUCGAGAAGCAUGGAAGUCUACCAUCAUCCUGGUGUCGUUCCACGGAUGUUGGCAGCCGCUUCAAGUUAUGAAAAGGGGCAAAAUGCCUGCCACCUUACAUCUAUGCUUGGAAGCAAGGCAAGAAACUCUGAAAUAUUAUCAUCUGUACAAAGCAUCAGCAGCAAAACUCGUUGCCCCGAAGAUUUCUUUUACUCAAUGUGGCUACAUUAACCCAAAUCUCGACAUCAUACAUCUCGACGUUCCCUUUGGAUCAGGCCCUGUGGAAGGGCACAUUCAGAUUGAAAGACUUAGUCCGGCUACCCUGAGAUUGACAUUGGGCCGUGCCCUAGUACCAAGUGCAGUACUGAAGUGGUUUGCUGAGAAACCCCAGCUGUUCGCGGGGCUUAAGACCAUUGAUUUCUGGGUCUGGACCCCGUCUCGAAUGUUUGAAAACGGAGUUACGGAACGAUACCGAAUCUGCCGUGUCCCGCCCUCAACACCACUUACUCCGGUGGUUCAUCGAAAAAACAUCGUUUACAAGCCAGCAGCAGUCGAUAGUCGCUUGUGCCCAAAUUCCCACUGUCAGACGCCAAUCUGGCACUGGAAAUACGACCCUGAAGCCAGCUAUUGUGUCGCCUCUACUGGCCCUUAUAUCAUCUCGCAGCGCCCCUUUGUUCGCGGAGAGGAAAUUAAGCUUCCUGAUCCAGACGGCUCUGCCAGGGUUGUGAUGCCCUCCAUCAGCUUUGAUUGGAAAGCCACCCGCGCCCGAGCUUUGUUGCGGGAGACAGACGUGCUCCUCUUUGACCCGGGCGAUGGGAUGAAGAGGCGUGAAUGGGUCAUUUGCAAGGUUGUUGAUCCAUCCGAAAUACCCAACAAACUCGUUAUACAGCUGGGCGCCCGAUACCUGCUAUAUUUGGACUGGGAUUUGGCCCACUACGCGACACUUCUUCAACAACGGGAGAUCACAGCCCUAAUGGAACAACAUCCUGAUACAAGUCAAUUUCUGACCGAGAUGCUUCCUAUGUUGGACCAUUUGAGCAUAACUAGGUACUCCAGGUCCCCGCCGCUUGGUCCAGAUUGGUAUUACACUAAGUACCGUGACUGGGAGGGUUGUAAAGAUGUUGCGCAUGGUGUCUGCGGUCCUGGGUGGUUGUAUGCGGCAGGCCAGAGCUUCCCUUUACAGGGUCUGCAUCAAAGCGGUGUGGAAGAGCUUUAUCCAAAAGCAAGGGAGAACAGGAUCCGCAAGGUGAUGAAAUCCCGGGAAGUUAUUGACAACGGAGGAAAGGGAUGCCAGAUUUGUCAAGGGUUUCUACCAAUUAACUCACCUGGAAGACCUUGUCAGAUGUGCUGGGAAAUUGUUCCAUCAGUGCGAAGCUGGGAAACUGAAUGGUCAACUUGGAAAUGGGCACCUUUGUGA